AUCGUCACACAAUUCCCAGACCACACCGUGCGCCACGCCCCCUUCCCCAAAAACCUUUCGAAAACCGCCGCGCCAACCGCCAACCGCCACCCGCCCCCGUCCAAGAAACCGCACGCCGACGCCGGCGCCCGACCAAGAUGGUGCGGCUGAGCAACACCAUGAUCGGGAUCCUGAACGCCAUCACCUUCCUCCUCUCGGUGCCGAUCCUGGCGGGGGGUAUCUGGCUGCGCGCGCGCGCCGACGGCACCGAGUGCGAGCGGUACCUGGCGGCGCCGGUCAUCGUCCUGGGGGUCUUCCUCAUGCUCGUCUCCAUCGCGGGGCUUGUCGGCGCCUGCUGCCGCGUGACAUGCCUCCUCUGGUUCUACCUCGUCGCCAUGUUCCUGCUCAUCGUCGUCCUCCUCGGCAUCACCGUCUUCGCCUUCGUCGUCACGCACAAGGGCACCGGCGAGGCCGUCUCCGGCCGCGGGUUCAAGGAGUACCGGCUCGGGGACUACUCCACCUGGCUGCAGAGGCGGGUGGAGAACGACAGGAACUGGAACAGGAUCAGGGGGUGCCUCCAGGACGCCAAGGUCUGCAAGUCGCUCGAGGACAGGAGGGACACGGUCCAACAGUUCAUGUCCUCCGAUCUCUCCCCCAUCCAGUCCGGCUGCUGCAAGCCUCCGAUCAGCUGCGGCUUCACCUACGUCAACGGCACGCAGUGGAGCGGCCCGGCCAAGUCGACGGAGCCCGACUGCGGUGCGUGGUCCAACGACGACGGGGCGCUCUGCUACGGCUGCCAGUCGUGCAAGGCCGGCGUGGUGGCCACGCUCAAGCGCAACUGGAAGCGCUCCGCCAUCAUCAACAUCGUCUUCCUCGUCUUCAUCGUCAUCGUCUACUCCGUCGGCUGCUGCGCCUUCAGGAACAACCGCCGCGACCACCGCAACGGCGGCGGGUACAAGCAGCAGGGCGCGUACGCUUGAUCGCGCGCUUGGCUCGGUUAUUUAUUGCUUGGAUUGGAUGGAUGCGAUCGUCUCGUCGUGUCAUGCAUCUUCGUCGUCGUGUUUCUCUUAGGAUGGCCUGAUCUAGCUUUGUACAGGCGAGAUGUGCUCUGAUCACCUACUAGUUAGGUUUUACUCCGUGGUCAUGAGGAGGGUUGUGUAUAUAUAUUUUCUGUUCUUUGAUAUUUAUUAUCGCAGACCAUUAUAUAUGUAACAGAUUAUUCUGGAGUUAUUUAUUUCAUAUUAUAUCUA
Messenger RNA from Aegilops tauschii subsp. strangulata, 1229 nucleotides. RefSeq names its product tetraspanin-8. NCBI's taxonomy places the organism in Eukaryota, Viridiplantae, Streptophyta, Magnoliopsida, Poales, Poaceae. Gene Ontology annotation, cellular component: membrane. Gene Ontology annotation, biological process: auxin-activated signaling pathway. The record is from RefSeq and is a predicted model, not a curated record.